This is a messenger RNA of Prorocentrum cordatum, 669 nucleotides long. The record is from the annotation of a GenBank genome assembly. NCBI's taxonomy places the organism in Eukaryota, Dinophyceae, Prorocentrales, Prorocentraceae.
AUGUGGCCCCCUACCUUCUUCGCCAUGCGGCCCCCGCUGCCCACGGGCGCCGUCACGCAGGCGAUGGUCGCGGCACAGGCCGUGGCGCAGGCGGCCCCGGCCGCCCCGGCAGCGGCCGCGGCGGCCACGGCGCCGGCGGCGGCCGCCACCGCGGCAUCGGCCACGAAGCCCAAGAAGAAGAGCACCUACGCCUCGAAGGGCGGCGGCGGAGGCUUCAUUUCGCAGGCGCUGUCGGGGGGCCCCGUGUGGGGCGGGCCCAACAAGGGGUACUACGACCUGAUCUGGACGCCGCGCGUGGGGGCCGCCAAGGAGCGCGAGAAGAGGAAGGAGUGGGCGAUGGCCCGCGCCCUGUACGAGGCAGUGGAUAGCUACGACGGAGAGAUCGUUGCCGUAGGCCAGUUGGGGUCAGACUUCAAGGUGGCGCAGCUCAAGAAGGACCCGCAGUUCACGAACGAGAAGCUCAUUGAUAUCCUCAAGAGGUACGAAGAGGUGUUCGAGGUGAUCGUCGACAGCACCAGGGGGCACGUGGCCAGGCUGCAGCCCGGCGCCCAGGUGGCCCUGCCAGACGCCGAGGAGGCGCUGGCUGCGGCGAUCUCCGAGGCCGAGCUGAUGCUGCCAGAGAAGAUGCGGUACCCCCAGAACCCCAAGGACGAGUGGAGUCAUCAGUGA